Molecule: messenger RNA, 1413 nt
Organism: Amphiprion ocellaris (clown anemonefish)
Lineage: Eukaryota; Metazoa; Chordata; Actinopteri; Pomacentridae
Gene: ccdc197
Exons: 9
Coding region: 16-1413 (465 amino acids)
Source: RefSeq, a predicted model, not a curated record
GACUAACUCAUUUCUAUGCCUCUCAUUCGGUCCAUAGAGCAGAACCGCCUCCCCAGCUGUUGCCAUGACAACAGCGAAACGAUCCCGGCGCAUUCCCCGUUGUCUGGCCCGCGGUUACCAGGCAACAGCUACACAAAUCCAGGAAAACAUCCGGAGGAGACCAUCGAUCGUCUCUCCGAUCGGCCGAACGUGGAGCAAACUGCAGGACGAGUUUCCUCAUCAGAACUCCUGGACGGUACAUCCACUGACACCAUGACGACUUGCUCACUUCCGGUGUUAAUAGACGGCAGCGGUUCUCGACCAAAAGUCAAAGUGGAAAACGGAAUAAGAAAGGUUUUUGUAACACAGUCGGACGACAACAGUCACAGACAGAAAGAACAUGUGAGCCAGACACCUGCAGCAACAGAGACUUCAAGGAGACUUCGAGAGGUAGGAGUGCAUACUUUGCAAAGGAGCCUGGUUCUGAAGAAACAGGCAGAGAUGAGUGAAGUGGACAAGCGGCUUGCACUCAAACGGCAAGAGUUUAAGGAGAGUGUGGAGGCUAUGGCUCAGAGAAGGUCUGAGCUGGAGGAAAAACAACAGCAGACUAAAGAAAAAGUGAUGAAAUUUGAGAAGUUUGUGGCUGAAAAUGAACUGAAACGACGUCAAAUGCUGAAGACGUGUGAAGCAACACGGGAGCAGAACAUUUUGAAAAAAAGAGAGAUAGAAGAUUUGACAGAACAACUGAAACAACUUAGAGCCAGAAAGCAAGUAUUAAAGGAGAGAAUGACAAAAUACAAAAUCUAUGAGGACUACCUGAUGAAAACACUAGAAAACUUCCCAGGCCAUUACCUUGAUAACGGGUCUGAAUCUCUGGUGAUGCCCAUCAUCCGCCGCCAUGAGACCCUGUCCAUCACCCACCAGGAGCUGCUGCAGCGUCUGGGCCGGAUGGAGGAGCAGGUGGAGCAGGGCCACCGCCUGCUGCAGAACAUGAAGCAGGAGCACAGCAUAAAGAAGCUGAUGGCCAGCAAAGAAGUGUCUGAACUCCAGAGUGAGUUAGAAACCCUGAAGGAGAAGAACAAGCAGACAGAGGUUAACUUACAGAUGGAGCAGGGCCUAUCCAGAGAGAAGAUUGAGGAAGUGGGCAGAUUACUUAUGGCCAUCAACAACCUUGCAGAACAGUGUUAUAUACCAACAUAUGGACCACUGGAGAGCAUGAAUGUGUUGACAAUGAUGGACAUGGUGAAGGAGUGCAUUCUGGACAAGGCGGACACACAGAGGAGAGUGAGGAGGCUGAUGGAGUCGGGUUCUGCAAUGACAAGUACGACAGCUGCGACAGACAAAAGAGGAAGAGGACCUUUGAAAACCAUCAGAAGUAAAACACAAAUCAAAAGUUCAAGCAAAGUCAGUGGAAAGAGUGAGACAUUUAGCUGA